Messenger RNA from Fonticula alba, 566 nucleotides. RefSeq lists its product as hypothetical. The record is from RefSeq and is a predicted model, not a curated record. Gene Ontology annotation, cellular component: proton-transporting V-type ATPase, V0 domain. Gene Ontology annotation, biological process: proton transmembrane transport. Gene Ontology annotation, molecular function: proton-transporting ATPase activity, rotational mechanism. NCBI's taxonomy places the organism in Eukaryota, Rotosphaerida, Fonticulaceae. Bases 96 to 341 code for a protein of 81 amino acids. The transcript has 4 exons.
ACGGCACCCGGCCCCGGCAUCCACCAGACACCCUCCGUGAUCCCCCCACUGUUUCUGUCGCCCCCCCCCCCUCCUCUCCUCCAACCACAUCCACCAUGGCCUCCGCUGUCGCCGUCGUUUGGAUGUUCUUCGUCUUCGCCGCCCUCACCGGGCUGGCCUGCUUCAUUAUCUCCGCGCCUUGGGGCAAAAUCUCCCCCAACAACCGCGGUGUUGGCUAUGCGAUGGCCGUUGCCACCGGCAUGUGUCUCUACCUGAUGUGGGCCAUCUGCUACCUUGCUCAGGCCAACCCUCUCAUUGCUCCCCAGCGCACUGGCUGGAUUGGCCCUGGCAUCUCCCCCUAAGCGACCAUGCGAGUGGGCGCACGAGGCAAGCACUCCUCGCGCGCUGACGCACCUUCCACCCCAUCCCCCGUCCCCCCCCCCCUCCUAUCUCCCCACCCACCCGCGAGUGGUAUCCCGCAUGCUCGGCCUCCUCCUUUUCAACACACAAACGCGUGCGCUUUUCCCUGCCCUUGUUCGACCACGCCAAUUAAAAAUAAAUACGAAACCCCUCGAUGAGAACUCCCC